GGUGCGGCGAGUUGAAUCGGUUGCACGCGGCGCCAGCCCAUGCACCAACGCGGCGGGGACCCGACGUCAUACAAGUUUGAGAGCCUGACAGGAAAGACCGCGAUGUCGGCAGAUUCGAGCGACAACCUCCGCUUCGUACGCGUCCAGCUGCAUCACGUGCUGGGUGUCGAGCCGAUCAUUGCAUCGACAUGUUUGGGCGGCGUGCGGCGGUCGUCCAUAUUUGCGGAACUCAGGCUAUUUGGUGACGGCGCGUCGCACACGCCAAUGUAUCAAUCGAACUCGAUCCCUGCGCAUGGAGGGCGAUGGUACAACGACAUCAUGGAUUUGCACCUGACCGAGCAAGACAUGUAUACCCGCGUACUCGGCAUUACGCUGUACGCUGUCGACCUCCUUGGUCUAUCUGUGUGCAUCGGAGAAGCAAAGGUGCCCAUGACGCCGUAUGAGCUUCUCAAGCAUCAAAUCACGAUCACCGAUGACAUCAACCUCACCGAGGAAACCUUUGACUCAACUUGCGAGGAAGUCAAGACUGGCCGGCUGCGCGUGUCCGUGGCUGUCUGGACGAAGGAUGACAUGCUCCAUAGCACGACGCUUGAAGUGUGGGAGCACCAGCGCUACGCCUGGGGCUCGUGGUCGAGCAGCCAUCUCCUUGCCACGGAUCGACCAACAUAUUCAUGCGGGUCGAUCACGAGCAACAAGUGGGUGGACAUUGAACCCGAUGUGCCUCAGGACUACAUCGAAGUACUCGGAUGGUCCGCUGACAAAACUCAAGGCGAUGAUUCGGGCUGGUUCUACGCCGCGUCAUUCAGCGGCCCGUGGCACAAUGUUGCCGGGCAUGCGUUUUCGUGUCGCCGGCGGCGGCUGACGAAACGAGCGCUCCUCGCGUCGGCGCAGUCUCAAAAGCAUGUUCAACACGAACUGCUCCGUCUUGACCACCCGCAACUCGUUCGAGAGUUCCAGGAUGUUCAGCUGCUGGCCAAGACACACAUGCUGGAGGUGCAGAAGCUAGCUCAAGCGCAUCGAGAAGAACUCGCGAUCGCUCGCGAGAACCAUACCAAUGCAAUGCUCACGGCACGAACCAUCUUUGAGGAGAAGCUGGCGACGGCCAAGGGCAUCCAAAAGGAUUUGUCGGAUCAAGUGGCGGCGCUUCAAUCGCAGGUAGCGGCGAUGGAGUCGAAGCUCGACAUGCACUCGCUUUCGGCAACUCCAGACUCGACGGACGGAUCGAUGUCGAUGUCGUCUUUGCAUGCCACUGCGCCGUGGCUCUUUCGUGUUCAACUGCACAACGCCAAGAACUUGGUCGCGGCCGACUCGGUCUUCAUGGGCGGCAAGAGCGACCCGUACGUUGUGUUUACGAUUGGAAGCAUCCAACGCAAGUCGACGAUGCAGCGCAUCACGUUGGACCCGGUCUGGUACAACGAAAUCUACGACUUUGACUUGACGCGGGGGACGUGCGCGACGGCCGUCCUCGACGUGCAAGUGUUUGAUUUUGACAAGUUCAGCGCCGACGAACUCAUCGGGUCCGUCCAAAUUCCUCUGAGCGAGUUGGAGGAGACGUACGACCCCGACACGCCGCAGACAUUUCCACUUGAGAUUCCCAAAACGUUUGGUCGUAAAGCGAGCACGGUGACACUGCAAUUCGAGUUUGGUAGCUGGUACGACGACGACGACGACGACAUGGAUCUGUGGCCCAAGACGGCGCCCGUCCAGCUCGUGAUGUGGGAAAACGAGCGGCAUGCGAGGGGCCAGUGGUCCGCGCACAAUCUCAAAUCUUUCGACCGCAAGGCGUGGACCGUUGGCGACAUGGCUUCGUCAGCCAGGGAAGAAAUCGCGCCCAAGAUCCCACUCGGCUUUGAGUCCCAUCUCGGUUGGGCUGUCGAUCGCAACCACGGCGACGCCAACGGGUGGUUCUACGCGUCGUCGUUUGACGGGCCGUGGAUGAACGGUCCACAUGCGACGUCGGUUGUUCGACGUCGAAAGUGGACGCAGCAGUGCACGCGCCGACGCAAACGAUGUGAAAUGCUCUCGAUGCCAGAGGACGACCUGCUGCUGCUGCACGCAACGGUGGCGUAGCCUCUUCCAGGGACUCGACAAACCUUCAUUUGAUACGGAGUACCUAAAUAUAUGUUUAUCCAUGUUCCCA
Aphanomyces invadans is the source of this 2140-nucleotide messenger RNA. RefSeq lists its product as hypothetical. The record is from RefSeq and is a predicted model, not a curated record. The coding region runs from base 40 to 2070 and encodes 676 amino acids. Lineage: Eukaryota; Oomycota; Saprolegniomycetes; Saprolegniales; Verrucalvaceae. The transcript is spliced from 3 exons. Gene Ontology annotation, cellular component: membrane.